CCCAAUAGAUAACGCGACAAAGAGUUACAAACGUCAACCACCGCAUUAUACAACUGCAAAUACAUCAGAUUCAAUUACGAUUCUCAUUAAAUACCAACCUCAUUGCAAAACCAGCGGGAUAGUUUUGUGGAUGCCAUUCUCUGAGUAUUCAUUAUUUGGUUAACAUAGAUGGUUACCGGGACCUAGAUUACACAUACUCAUCCGCCCUUCUGUUCAUCACUGACCAUCAAGAUGCCCAUCAAUCCGAAGGUCCUCAUACCGUUCCUGGUGGCCAUGAUGUUGGUGACUGGUGUGUGCAAUACACUUCUCACCAAGUAUCAAGUCAGUAUAUCAUCCACAUUUGUCAUUUUUCUCUGCUGAUUAUCAUCCAGGACAAUGUUUGCGUCCGGAAUUGCGACGACCCCAAUCCUAAGAAACAAGCACUAUUCGAGCAACCAGUGAUACAGACGGCCCAAAUGUUUAUCGGAGAGAUGGGCUGCUGGCUCUUCGUCGGCGCAUUCUCUCUUUACAACCGCUAUGUCGCAAAGAACCCAAAGCCCGAAGAGGAUGGUUAUGAAGCAGUUGAUACACAUGAAGAAGAGGCCGCGGAUAAUGACGGCGCCAGUAUCAUGUCAAGCUCUACUGCAAAGUCGUUGGCAAUGAAUGCGGAGGACAGAAUACCGUUGACGGGGUGGAGAGUGCUACUGUUAGCCUUGCCUGCUAUCUGUGAUAUCUGUGGAACGACUUUGAGUGAGUAACUGGCAUUCCAGGCGAUUCCGUCGUUUGCAUUCGGGGCAACACAGGGAAAAUUGCCAUCAUAUUUUCUAAUAUCUAUUCACAGUGAACGUCGGUCUUUUGUUUGUAGUGCCCUCGAUUUAUCAAAUGACGCGAGGGGCUUUGGUGCUCUUUGUUGGAGUCUUCAGUGUAGUCUUUCUGAAAAGAAGACUUCACUUAUUUCAAUGGUUCGCUUUGGUGACCGUUGUCCUUGGAGUCGCUAUUGUUGGUAUGGCUGGGGCCCUUUACAAGGAUGACAAAGCUGCACCGUCCUCAAUAGCGCUCGCCCAUGAAGCACUCAAAUUAGUAGCUAGGGAGGCAAGAACGCCAGAAGCCCUGCGCGCCAUAAUUGGUGUAUUUCUGAUAGCUGGCGCUCAGAUCUUUACCGCUUCUCAAUUUGUCUUGGAGGAAUACAUUCUAGAAAAUUAUGCGCUGGAACCCCUUAAAGUUGUUGGAUGGGAAGGCCUCUUCGGGUUUGGGGUCACGGUUAUCGGUAUGGUCAUUCUCCAUCUUGCAGUCGGUAGAACUGCAGCAGGAAGAUAUGGAUACUUUGAUCUUGUUGAAGGAUGGAGACAAGUUACGCAUUACAAAGCCAUUCGAGUUUCAAGUGUACUUAUUAUGAUCAGCAUUGGGUAAGUCUCCUUUGUAUCUGCCUAUUAUUUCUAGCUAACUCGUUCAGUGGAUUCAAUUUCUUUGGACUUUCUGUAACGAGAACAGUUAGUGCCACAUCGAGAUCCACCAUCGACACUUGCCGUACGCUUUUUAUCUGGGUCGUAUCACUAUUCUUGGGCUGGGAAACGUUCAAGUGGUUGCAGGUUCUUGGAUUCGUAUUGCUCGUUUACGGCACCUUCCUGUUCAACGACCUUGUCCGACCUCCUAUGAAAUCAUGCAUUGUACGUGAUGUUGAUGAGCUCUUGCCGUAAGUUUAACCAGUUUUUACAUAUCACACAUUCUGGUUUUAGAAUUCGACUGAAAGCUUCAUCUUUUGAAUCUUCUUCGUGGUGCACAUGAGUUUUCUUUGAUAAGGCAAUUACUGACUUUUUGAUCUAGAGAAGAACCCAUUGAACAUUUGUAAAUGCUUUAAGAGCUAAAAUGAGGUUCUGUGCAUAGGAUGAUCGAAUGAGGAUUUUGCUCGGGAGAACAACAGAUGAAAGAGACAGAGAGGUUAUAUUUUUUAAUCUUCUUCAAUCUAUAUCGAUAAAUUGCAAUUGAAAGAUAUGCACGCAUUUUGGCAGUAUCGGCUAAUCACGGUUGGUUGGUUGGUUGGAGCAUUGGUUGCAGGCGCAGAUGGCGUUCAGGGUUCAUAUGCAUGUAAGCUUAUAAAGUCAAAUUGCGAAAUGUUGAAAGAUAAUAUGUAUAUUUAAAUGUAUACUUCUAUUUAAAUAUAUACAUAUAUACAUAUAGCCACAUAUA
This is a messenger RNA of Sclerotinia trifoliorum, 2166 nucleotides long. NCBI's taxonomy places the organism in Eukaryota, Fungi, Ascomycota, Leotiomycetes, Helotiales, Sclerotiniaceae. The record is from the annotation of a GenBank genome assembly.